AUGAAGGGGAUCUCAGAGCGAAUCAAUGUGACUACUCCAGAGAGUCGUCCCUCAGGUUUUCCGGUCAAAGUACGCCUUCGACCAAUAAAUGCUACCUGGGUUGAGGUGACCUGGGAGCCGCCGCCUCUUCUUCUUAGAAACGGGUUUCUCACCAUCUACUACGUUCGAUUCUACGUAGACGGGGAGGAGAGUGAGACGGAGCAAAUGUACACCAUCUUGAUUCCCGAGCAACUCAAGUACGUCGCAAAAGACCUCAGAAGCCAAGCGUACUACCACUUCAUGGUACGUGCAUGCAAUACCGGUGGAGUCGGGCCGUGGUCACCUUCGAAUAACUUCCAGACAGCUGGUGAAAGUAAGCAAAUUUCAAUAUCCUCUCCGGUUGCAUCUUCACUAUAG
Rodentolepis nana is the source of this 396-nucleotide messenger RNA. The record is from the annotation of a GenBank genome assembly. NCBI's taxonomy places the organism in Eukaryota, Metazoa, Platyhelminthes, Cestoda, Cyclophyllidea, Hymenolepididae.